Messenger RNA from Aspergillus affinis, 498 nucleotides. RefSeq lists its product as uncharacterized. The record is from RefSeq and is a predicted model, not a curated record. The coding region runs from base 1 to 498 and encodes 165 amino acids. The transcript is spliced from 3 exons. Lineage: Eukaryota; Fungi; Ascomycota; Eurotiomycetes; Eurotiales; Aspergillaceae.
AUGGUGCUCAACACACAUGGUGUCAUCAAUCUGUACGGGGUACCUGCGUUGCGAGUGCUUCAAAAUUGUGAGGAUGAUGAUGAUGAUGAUGAUGAUGAUGAUGAUGAUGAUGAUGAUGAUGAUGAUGAUGCAAUACCAAUGCCCAUCUUUUGUUUCGAACACUUCAGCUACUUCGUAGUUACCACACCUCACUACCAAUUAACAAUGCUUCCUCCUGCUUGGUCCCUGUUGCCCCCACCCUCUGUGAUAAAACUGUGUGGCUGCAUAUUUACUCAAGACGCCCUGCAAGGAGCGCCCAAUCUCUUGGCCCCUGAUUCAAUAGAACAGGCUCGGGGAACUUGUGUUCCUCUGUUUAUGAUGGAUCGGGAUUGGCUCGAAUCGGCACACGGAUAUAUCAUCCCAAGAGCAGGCGUGAAGGGCGGAACCGAGUAUAAUGCUUUAGAGAUUCCUUCAGGGGCUACAGAUGCUAAUGGCAAGAGAAGGGUCACCAAGAUCUGA